CCCUUGUCGCAUACCGUCUUGCGUUCUGGACCACUUACUGCCUUUCGCAUCUCUCGAGAAGUCCUGCCCAAGAUGUCAGAAUCCCUUGCACAGGUUGGCCAGCGCCGCCUUACCCUGUUUGAGCAGAUCAAUCGCAUCGAACUCGACGGAGAUGAGGCCAUCUUCAAUCUUAUGGAGGAGCUGAAAGCAGAUGAAGUCGAGGCUGCUGGUUUCAGAUGGCAUGCCUACAGCACUCAGAAGGACCAAGAUCGGACUUUGGAGCUCUAUAAAAAGUUUCUGAGGCUUCAGAAGAUCCUACCAAACGAAAACGACGAAACACUUUCUGAGAAGGAUCAAGAUCUUAUCAUGUUCCCGACUGAGAAAAGGACACUGCAUACAAAUGCUCGUUAUUUCGUCAUUUUCGUUGCCAGAUUUGCACCUGGUCUCCGAGGCAGAAUGACAUAUUCCCGACUCGCGAGGUAUCGCCUCGACUUCAUAUUCUGGACGAACCGCAUUCAUGACAAGUACGGCUUAGAGCGCCCGUCGAAGAGCAUGCUGUACAAUCAAAUCACUGAAGCUAUGCGUUUUGCAUCCAAGAAAUAUCAGCUGAGCGCUGGCGGCAUUCGCACCCGUUCUGGAAUCGGUCUCAAUGAGCUUCGCCAACUCAUAGAUUUGGAUAUGACAACAACACCCAGUAUGGACAACGCAGAGGGUCAUCAUCUAGCCUGGCUUCUGGGAAGGGUCUGCUGCGUUCGACCAGGAAGCAUAGGGUGGUCUCACAGAGAAUAUGAGAAGACUGGACAAUACCUAACUUGGGGUGACGUCCGCAUCACUCGGACUGAGGAAAAGGGGCGAUUUGUUGCUGAAAUAUGCUUCCGCACUCUGAAAACCAAUUUCGACGAUCCUGAGCGUGGGCGCAACAAACCGAACCCGCUGCAGGAGCUGAAAACAACGAUCGUCAGCCCGAGUUCGUUGGACGCAUUGGUGUUCUCGAUCCCACAUCGCCUUCUGACCAUGGCGAUUCGACGAGGACUACUCGUCGGCAUUAAUACCAUUGAUGAGCUUUUCAACGGCACCAAUUAUGAGAUUCUGAUUAAACCAGAAGCUAGACCCCUCCCCGUGGUUUUAUCAGCGGCCCCCCGAGGGCUGGGAGUGGUCGAAAAGCCCAUCAGUGCACUCGCACUGACCGGAUACCUUCGCACCAGAGGAGAGAGACUCGGGUAUCCCGAGACCAUUAACUUCAUGUCGAUACGCCGACGUUCAGCAACGGACUUGACACGAUUGAUUGGCAGAGAUGCGACACGAACUUUAAUGAACCACGACCCAGAUUCUCGGAUUCUCGAAAAGUGGUAUUUGGACUUUACUCCAACAACCGAUUUGAUGAAUUUGGCCUUGGGGAACACCAAUGAUCUUGGCCAGGAAUCUAUGGAUCUUCUGAAGAGAGCAAACCCUCUGGCUAUUGGAGCCAUUUCACAUGAUCCAGCAGCUUUGGCAAAACUGCAUGGGCCCGCGCUUAAUGCCCUGGUGUCAAAGAUUAUGGCUUCAGCGCCAAUGCCAGACCAGCCCCGUCGCCAACAUGAGCAGACGUUGUUCAGAAGACGUGUUCAAUACGCUGCCAAGAAGAUCCUUCUGAGCGAGCAAGUACAAAAACAACGAGAGACACUGAAGUUGCAAGAAUACCAAGAACGCGUUCAGGCUAUUGGUAAAUCAUCAUUUAUGGAAGAGAUUCUGAAACUAACUCGCAAAGCGUUGGAGGAGGCUCCCGACGACAUUGAUAUUGACGAUGACGCAGUUGAUCAAGAAACGGGCAUGUUUGUGGAAGAUGUCCCCGAUGAGCUGGCCGAAGAAGACCUUGAGGACCAAGAUGACACCUUGGGUCAAGAUUCAGUCCAGGUGCAAGUUGACGAGGAAGAAUAUCUCAGAAGCCCAGAUGCUGAGUCGGAAGUCCCGUACGCUGAUGCUGCAAAAACCUUUAUGGAAAUUCUCUUGCAAGGGUCGCUCUCUCAGCACAAUGACUACAAAAACAACCCAGUCCACUGCCCGUUAUGUGAGCAAGACGAAACCAUCCCUCGGAAGUUCAAGGACAAGAAAUGGAACAACCCAUCAAAACUUGCAGCCCAUAUGCAGACACCACUUCACACCCCAAAGGGUCUUUGGGAGAGACAGGCUGAGGAACUGGCUUCUCUGAGAGGGGAUGGAAGAUUUGAGUGCAGCUAUUGCAAGGAGAUCGGCGUGGAUGAGGACGAAUACCACUUCGCCAACCUCAGAGCUCUCUUCGUUCACGUCGAGAACGACACCAAAUUCACAAGACCCGAGGCAAAGCAUCAGCUCGAGAUGCACAAAGAACUAAAAGGGCGAGAUGGAUGGGGUGAACCUGGGUGGGCCGAGCAUCAGGGAGACGUCCGCAAAAGGAUUGUCAAGGAGGCCCGCGACUAUAGACUGAAACGAGACCUCCGGCCGUUUGAUUUCAACUACUCUGAUCACAAAGAGAUACCUGUUGGCAUUCCAGUUCAGAACAACCCGGGUAUUCUGAGAGGUGGUCCUGCUCCCAGUGUCUCGUCACACCCUGCUAAACGUGCCAGGCCUUACAGGCUUGAUGACAGCAUUCUGAGCUUCACAGAUUCACAGACUGAGAUCCCGCUUCAUCAACAGCAUCUCAUUAGAUCCACGCCAGUCUCUCAGAUAUCCGAGCUGCCCAGCUUCGCCACUGUUAUACCCGUUGCGCAUCGUCGUUUUAUUACGACAAAAAAACAUUCCUCUAGUUAAUCUGGCUGAGCUGCGCCGUCGACUCCUGACGCCAAGGCGACGAAAGAACGGAUACAUAAAGACUCAAUGCCACCAUCAUCACGACCAGAUGCAGCAAAAUAAACACCACGCUAUACACCAAGAAACAUCCCACCGCAUUAAGAAAAGCAUUCAAACAUCCGACGACAGCGACCUCAUGCAAUCGCAGUCAUCUCAUCAGGAGAGUGCACAAUGUUGGCUGACUUGCACUCGACCUUGCGAUCCGAAUAGGGGAGGCCGCUGCCCAUGGUCCAGUUCGGGUUCUGGUAAAAGUCCUGGGUGCAGUCGAGCGUAAGGUUGAUGAAGCCAAAAACAGAAAAGGUUACACUAUUCAUCACGAGGCCAAGGUCAGCAGACUGCUCUGCAUGGAGGCUACACAGCCUUAAAGACAAGGGAAAUGCGACUACUUACGGCCAUCCAUCCUCGGCCUCAUGGCAAGUCCAAGUCUGAUUGACCCUCAACCAAUUCGCAGCCCGGUUGAACUCAAACGUGGCCUCCCCACCUGUGCCGCCGCCCGCAAUUGCCCCCGUGGGCAGGUCGCACCGGUACGUCUGGUCGCCGUAGAAAAAGUCGGUGAGGCGCGAGCUGGUGGCGGAGCACUUUGAAACGGACGGGGCGAGCGCCUCGGUCGCCAGGUUGAAGUCGACCGAUCCCCACGCGUUCUGGUGCGCCGGGGUACUGUACGUCCAGCUCCCGCGGUAGACAAAGUCGCUGAUGGUCCACUUGGGCGGCGUCCACGACGAGGCCAGGCAGCCGACGGACGUGCUGUCGUUGAGGAUGCGAGGCUGCGGGUCGCGGCCUGUCGGGCGGCCGGGGAGGGGGUUGCUGGUUGCUAGGAGGGGGAGGAUUGUCAGGAGGAGGGUGAGCGUGGACGGCAUCUUGAUUGUGGAUGAAGGAUUAGGAUUAACAGUGAUGGUGGUCUAUGGAAGAUUAUGGCCAAAUUAGGGUUAGUUUGUAUGCUUGUAUGAGUAUCAAUUCGAGCUAUCAAGAAAUAUUCAGUAGCGG
Molecule: messenger RNA, 3768 nt
Organism: Pyricularia oryzae 70-15
Lineage: Eukaryota; Fungi; Ascomycota; Sordariomycetes; Magnaporthales; Pyriculariaceae
Exons: 4
Coding region: 73-2745 (890 amino acids)
Source: RefSeq, a predicted model, not a curated record